AGUCUCGUCCCGUACACCAAAUAAACAUCCCUUUCCUUUACACAUUCGGUCGGUCUCAACCUUAGCCGUUGGACUUAUAAUUGUAUCUCUCUCCCUUACUUCUUCCUUCUUAAAUUAUAUUUACAGACUAUUAUCUGCGACACUAUGAGGACGUCAACUUUGGUGGCUGCUUCCGCCGGCACGGUCCUUACUGGCUUGUUGGCCUAUGCCAUUUACUUCGACCACAAGAGACAGACCGACCCCGAGUUCCGCAAAUCGCUGAAGCGAAACAACCGUCGUCUGGCAAGAGCUGUGAAGGAGGAAGCCGAGGCUCAAGGAGCUGAGGAACGGGAAUCCAUCAAGAAGUCUGUCCAGCAGGCUCAGGAUGAGGGCUUCCCGACCGACCUUGAAGAGAAGGAGGCUUACUUCAUGGGCCAAGUCGCCCGGGGAGAGUCUCUCUGUGCUGAAGGGUCAGACAAGAUUGAAGCUGCUCUGUGCUUCUACAAGGCCCUUAAGGUUUAUCCUCAGCCUAAGGACUUGAUCUCGAUAUAUGACAAGACUGUCCCCAAGGAAGUGUUGGAAAUUCUGGCUGAGAUGGUCGCCAUGGACGCCGGCCUGAAGCUGGGCACGUUCACUGGCGAAGGUGGCAGUGCUCCUGAAAGCCAUGGAGUCGAGUAAAAGAAAAACCCGACAUGACGCAUGGGAUCCGGACCCGCGCUCUGGGCACCUUGUAUCGUCCAGCCCCCUUCCGUAUAAAUAAGAACUUUGCUUGGCCUUUGGACUGUUUCUCUUAGGUUGUCGGUUCACGCUGGGCCGUGGUCCGGGCCCUUUCAACUAAUUGAUUCGAGAGAAGACCGAUCUGUCACAGUAUCAAUGUCUUCUUUUUCUUCUUCGAUACGUUCGACCUGCGAUGUGAAAGUCUCACCAUCUCCGCUUCCUGUUUCCUUUUCUUUUCCUUUCUUUUUUUCUUUUUAUUUUUUUAAACUUCCCUUGUUCCCUGUAUAUUUGCACCAUGCCCAUGUCUUGGCCGCCGGCGUGGCGGACUCUCUUGGUAUUUCUCGGCGCCAUGACUUUUUGUUUCUCGUUUUACUCAUUCGGUUAUUCACCCCCUAUUUCACCGGCCUUGGGACUUGGACGCUUCUUGGGUUACAGGCGCCGAUUAUUCCUUUUUCCCAGGUGCGUCUGGGAGUGUAUUCUAGAGAGGCAGUAGUGUAUCAACAGCGAGCAAUUCAAUGUGUGGAUUGAGAUGCACA
This is a messenger RNA of Aspergillus alliaceus, 1232 nucleotides long. Its product is annotated as TOM complex receptor protein TOM20. The coding region runs from base 145 to 657 and encodes 170 amino acids. Gene Ontology annotation, biological process: tRNA import into mitochondrion; protein targeting; protein import into mitochondrial matrix. NCBI's taxonomy places the organism in Eukaryota, Fungi, Ascomycota, Eurotiomycetes, Eurotiales, Aspergillaceae. Gene Ontology annotation, cellular component: mitochondrial outer membrane translocase complex; mitochondrial outer membrane. The transcript is spliced from 3 exons. Gene Ontology annotation, molecular function: transmembrane protein transporter activity. The record is from RefSeq and is a predicted model, not a curated record.